AUGGCAGGAAGGAAUCAAACUGUCAUCUCAGAGUUCCUCCUGCUGGGACUGCCCAUCGAGUCAGAGCAGCAAAACCUGUUCUAUGCUUUGUUCCUGGCGACGUAUCUUACCACGGCCCUGGGCAACCUCCUUAUCAUCAUCCUCAUUCGCCUGGACUCCCACCUCCACACGCCCAUGUAUUUGUUUCUCAGCAAUUUAUCCUUCUCUGACCUCUGUUUUUCCUCUGUCACAAUGCCCAAGUUUCUGCAGAACAUGCAGAGCCAAGACCCGUCUAUCUCCUAUGCUGGCUGCCUGACCCAGAUGUACUUCUUCCUGUUUUUUGGAGACCUGGAGAGCUUCCUCCUUGUGGCCAUGGCCUAUGACCGCUAUGUGGCCAUCUGCUUCCCCCUGCGCUACAGCACCAUCAUGAGCCCCAAGCUCUGUCUCUCCCUGGUGGUGCUGUCCUGGGUGCUGACCAUGUUCCACGCCCUGAUACACACCCUGCUCAUGGCCAGAUUGUGUUUUUGUGCAGACAGUGUGAUCCCACACUUUUUCUGUGACAUGUCUGCUCUGCUGAAGCUGUCCUGCUCUGACACUCGAGUCAAUGAGUUGGUGAUAUUUAUCACGGGAGGGCUCAUUCUCGUCAUCCCAUUCCUACUCAUCAUCCUGUCAUAUGCACGAAUUGUCUCCUCCAUUUUCAAGGUCCCUUCUGUGAGGGGUAUCCAUAAGGCUUUCUCUACCUGUGGCUCCCAUCUCUCUGUGGUGUCGCUGUUUUAUGGGACAAUUAUUGGUCUCUAUUUAUGUCCGUCAAGUAGUAAUUCUCCUGUUAAGGAGAUUGCCAUGGCUGUGAUGUACACUGUGGUGACCCCCAUGUUGAACCCCUUCAUCUACAGCCUGAGGAACAGAGACAUGAAGGGAGCCCUGGGAAGAGUCUUUUUCAAAAAGAAUAUUCUCGUCUGUCUCUGGUGGUGA
Molecule: messenger RNA, 951 nt
Organism: Equus quagga
Lineage: Eukaryota; Metazoa; Chordata; Mammalia; Perissodactyla; Equidae
Product: olfactory receptor-like protein DTMT
Exons: 1
Coding region: 1-951 (316 amino acids)
Biological process (GO): G protein-coupled receptor signaling pathway
Cellular component (GO): membrane
Molecular function (GO): olfactory receptor activity; G protein-coupled receptor activity
Source: RefSeq, a predicted model, not a curated record